UGCCCUUGACCCAGAUAUCACCACAGGUCUUUUAAUGACUGUAAGGUGUGGGCUAGGAGGAGGAAGGGGGAGUCCGACAGUCCCUUUUACGUCAAGCAUGCGAUGUGGGCGUGAAGCAGAACGAGAGAUGGAGAGAAAGUGAAGAAAAAAAAGAGCCAUCACCGCCCUCGCUUUACAAGGGGUGCACCAUUUCCCUGCUCUUCGCCACACUGAGUGUAACAGGCAACGGGAGAAAAAGCAAGAGUCUGUGAAUGCUGCUGGAAGUUGUUGGCUAUGUGUGAUGCCCAGACUUCAACAUCGUUUUUCCAUCCAAGUUUUUAAGAUCUGCAUACGCCAAUGGUUUUACCACACGUAGAAUGGGAUUAACUUGGUCCGGCAAAUAUAUCUCACUGUUUCUUGCUGUUCAGUUAGCUUAUCUGCUACAGGCGGUGAGAGCAACAGGGAAAUGUGAUACAGUAUUCAAAGGGUUCUCCAACUGCUUGCUGAAACUCGGGGAGAAUAUGGCCAACUAUCCACAGGAGCUGGACGAGAAGGAAAAUCUUCAGACCAUCUGCACAUAUUGGGAUGACUUCCACUCAUGUGCGACCACUGCGCUGGCGGAUUGCCAAGAGGGAGCAACAGACCUAUGGGAGAAGCUCAAAAAGGAGUCCAGAAACUUGGAGUUCGAAGGAAGCUUGUUUGAACUCUGUGGUGGGGGGAACGGGGCCUCCAAAUCCACAGUUCAUUUUGGUCUCACCAUGCUUCUAACGGCACUUUCAGCCCUAGUGACUUGGCUUGCUUUUUAGCACAAGAAGAAAAAACUACAAAGAAAAAAAGCGACAAAAAAAGAAACAAAGAAGAAAAAAGAAAACGAGUGCUAGCUAUCAACACAAAAAAUACAAAACAAAAGACGUUUGAAUUAAUCUACACCCAAAUGGAUUUAUAGGCUACUUCAUCCGGGGAAGGCGACCUGAUUUUGCAAGAGACAUUGGCAGGCCGUCUUCCGGGACUGCUCCACCAUAUUUGUCUGACCUGGGGUCAACUACAUUAAAUAUUUAGCAGGUGUUGAGUUGAAAUUAUAAUGAAAUUAUGAUGGGUCCUCGCCUGAAUACAAUCGUGGAAUGACAUAGUAUUAAAGUCGACGAUGAAUUAUUUAUAUUAGUAGCCUAGGCCUAGACAUCCCUGUUAUUUCAGGUGAUUGCGUUUCAGUCUCCCGAGUGGCGCACUGGUCUAAGGCACUGCAUCGCAGUGCUAGCUGUGCCACUAGAGAUCCUGGUUCGAA
Molecule: messenger RNA, 1261 nt
Organism: Coregonus clupeaformis (lake whitefish)
Lineage: Eukaryota; Metazoa; Chordata; Actinopteri; Salmoniformes; Salmonidae
Product: neuritin-like
Exons: 3
Coding region: 357-785 (142 amino acids)
Biological process (GO): nervous system development; neuron projection extension
Cellular component (GO): plasma membrane
Source: RefSeq, a predicted model, not a curated record